AUGGCCCAGUUCACCCUCUACUCCCACGUCGGCGGCCCUAACGGCUGGACCGUCGCCUUCCUCCUCAAGGCGCUCGGCCUCUCCUACGAGACCAAGUUCCUCGACUUUGCCAAGGGCGAGCACAAGCAGGAGCCGUACACCAAGAUCAACCCGAACGGACGCAUUCCGGCGCUGGUAGACCACCAGAAUGGAGACUUCACUGUCUGGGAGUCGAAGGCUUGCUUGCUCUACCUCGUCUCGAAGUACGACUCGGAGAACAAGUUUGGCGUCGCCAACACGCCCGAAGAGCAGGCUACCCUUGCGCAGUGGCUCUUUUUCCAGGCGAGUGGCCAAGGUCCCUAUUUCGGCCAAGCCGCACACUUCAAGAUGUUCGCGCCGGAGAAGAUCCCGUACGGCAUCAAGCGUUACGCGGACGAGGUCAAGCGCGUGAUGGGCGUCCUCGAGUCGGUCCUUGCCGACGGACGCGAGUGGCUCAGCGCCGGCAAGUGCACCAUUGCCGACCUCUCGUUCAUCACCUGGAACAACUUCGCCAUCCACGCUCUCCUCCCCGAAGGCGUCGACGCGCAGAAGGAGUUCCCUCACGUCGUCCAGUGGCACAACCGCCUCAUCGCCCUUCCUUACGUCGCCGAGGCACUCAAGGAGCGCGAGGGACUCAUGGCCGGUCACUAG
Messenger RNA from Rhodotorula toruloides NP11, 669 nucleotides. RefSeq names its product glutathione S-transferase. Bases 1 to 669 code for a protein of 222 amino acids. The record is from RefSeq and is a predicted model, not a curated record. Lineage: Eukaryota; Fungi; Basidiomycota; Microbotryomycetes; Sporidiobolales; Sporidiobolaceae. The transcript is spliced from 4 exons.